GUUCAGACUUGUUCCUGUCUCGGUGCUGUCAGGUUUCUCUACACUGUGUGUGUGUGUGUGUGUGUGUGUGUGUGUGCGCGCGCUGUAAGGACUCACACUGUCUGAUCUGAUCAUCAGUCCGAGUCAUUAAUCAGGGAUCGAUUUAUUAGUUAUUCGCGCGUGAACCGGAAGAGGCGCGUGCUGUCUGUUUAUAUCAUCAAGGUGUGUGACUAUGUCGAGUCGUGGAGGGAAGAAGAAGCUGACGAAGACGUCCCGCUCUGUGAGGGCAGGAGUGAUCUUCCCCGUGGGCCGGAUGCUCAGGUACAUCAAACACAACCUGCCCAAGUACCGCAUCGGCGUCGGAGCUCCGGUGUACCUCGCUGCAGUGCUGGAGUACCUCACAGCUGAAAUUUUGGAGCUAGCAGGUAAUGCAGCUCGUGACAAUAAGAAAGGUCGAGUAACUCCACGACACAUCCUGCUGGCCAUUGCUAAUGAUGAGGAGCUCAAUCAGCUGCUGAAAGGUGUGACGAUUGCUGCAGGUGGCGUUUUGCCCAACAUCCACCCCGAGCUGCUCGCCAAGAAACGCGGCUCUAAGGGUAAACUGGAGGUCGUGGUGUCGCCUCCACCUGCCAAAGGCAAGACCUCGAAAAAAACACCCACCGCCAAGAAAACGCCCAGCAAGAAGUCCUCUAGAGUAAAGAGGCGUGGUGAUGGCAGUAAGGCGGUGACAGCAGACAGCACCACUGACUCUGCGUCUGAUGGAUUCACUGUUCUCUCGUCUAAGAGCCUGUUCCUGGGACAGAAGCUGCAAGUCGUACAAGCUGAUAUUUCCGCUAUCAACAGUGAUGCUGUCGUUCAUCCCACCAACUCCACCUACCACACGGGUGGAGAAGUAGGGAGCGCACUGGAAAAGAAGGGCGGGAAGGAGUUCGGCGAAGCCGUGUUGGAGCUGCGCAAGAAGAACGGCCCUCUGGAGGUGGCUGGAGCUGCGAUGACGUCAGGUUACGGCCUUCCCGCGAAGUUUGUGAUCCACUGUAACAGUCCUGGCUGGGGCUCGGAUAAAUGCGAGGAGCUGCUGGAUAAAACUGUGAAGAACUGCCUUGCUUUGGCUGAUGAGAAGAAACUUAAAUCUGUGGCGUUUCCCUCCAUCGGCAGCGGCAGGAACGGUUUCCCGAAGCAGACGGCCGCUCAGCUGAUCCUGAAAGCCAUCAAUAGCUACUUCGUGUCCACCAUGUCGUCCUCCAUCAAGACCGUCUACUUCGUCUUGUUUGACAGUGAGAGCAUCGGCAUCUACGUCCAGGAAAUGGCCAAACUCGAUGCCAAAUAGCUUUAUAUCCAUGUGUUUUUAUUGCUUUCUGGGUUUCAUGCACAGAUCUCUGCUUUAGAGCUCCAGUUAUUCUCCUGAUGUCAUGUGCUGUGAGAGUCAUGUGACUUCCAUGUCGGUGUUUUCUCUCCGUGCUGUAAAAUGAGCAGUUCCCUGUGGAUGGAAAUGUUUCCCACAAAAAACAUUCAGGUUUAAUGAAUUCUAACAAAUUUUCCUUUGUUAAUGAGAUUAAAUCUCAUGGACAAUUUCUGUUAAAAUUUUAAGAAUAACUCUGUGGUGUCCUUCAGGGCUCCAUGCUCUUCUCCUGUUAUUUUUUUGCAGGUGUUUGCUUUAAAUGCAUUUUUAGUGUUGCUUGAUAAAUUUAUAAGAUGACUAAAUCAUUCCUCCAGGGAAUCUGUAAUCAUUAUCUAGCUGUGUGCAGAACCUCAACUGUAUCUGGAGGCGCUAACCUAGAGAUCUGUGGUUUUAAAGAUGUUUGAUGAGAUAUUUGUGGACUUUAUGUUGAGACGGUGGUUGAGUGUGUGUUUGUGGCGUUGUCUCACUGCCGGACUGUUUGAAAUUUAUUAGAGACCGAGGGGACUGUGUAUAAUCACGUGCACACAUGUAGGAAUACCUAGUGUCACAAAGUUGUGACCUCAUUAACAUUUAGCCAACAAGUUAGCUUUAAAUCACUUUAUGCCAAUGAGUUGUCGAGAUUUUUCUCACACUGGAGCUGUUUCUAUGGUAACAUAUCACAGACACAUGGUAGCACUGAUGAUGAUGAUUUCAUUGACAGAGAAUGAUGGAAGGUGAUUGAUAAGUGGACACUAAACGAUUCCGUAAUGCUGACGUGAAAUGCGCUAUAACACUUUAGAACUGCAGGAUGCUGAUUGGGUACUGUCGCUUCUGUAACACAAAACCUAUAAAUAUGUAAAAAUCUAUAAAUCAUAAAAGAUAAUUGAAUGUUUACAUUUAUAUUACUUUCAUUCAAGUUUGCCAAAAAAAGACAUUUAAUUAUUAAAAAAAUAAAUAGUGUGUAAGAGAAUUUAAUGAGAGUAAUAAAUUUGGAACAGUCUAAGGCGGUGUGGUUUAGGAGUUUAGGACGGUGUGGGGGUGGGUUCUGGGGGGUGGGUUGUAGAUGGUACAUUCCGAAAGCGGACGUGGUGUGAGUGUAUGAUACACUCAGUGCACUUUGUUGUUUGUGAUGUAGCGACGUAUUAUUUAAUUCUCCUUGAUUCUGGUUCUUUCCCUGAUGUGCAGAACGCACACUAAAUAUAAUUAUAAAAUAUAUAAAAUGUACAACAGAUGUUUUAAUAAAAUAUCACCCUGUGAUAAACAGUU
Clarias gariepinus (North African catfish) is the source of this 2623-nucleotide messenger RNA. Its product is annotated as core histone macro-H2A.1. Bases 212 to 1306 code for a protein of 364 amino acids. Gene Ontology annotation, cellular component: nucleosome. Gene Ontology annotation, molecular function: structural constituent of chromatin; DNA binding; protein heterodimerization activity. NCBI's taxonomy places the organism in Eukaryota, Metazoa, Chordata, Actinopteri, Siluriformes, Clariidae. The transcript is spliced from 9 exons. The record is from RefSeq and is a predicted model, not a curated record.